Molecule: messenger RNA, 1689 nt
Organism: Aspergillus aculeatinus CBS 121060
Lineage: Eukaryota; Fungi; Ascomycota; Eurotiomycetes; Eurotiales; Aspergillaceae
Product: ER lumen protein-retaining receptor
Exons: 3
Coding region: 453-1454 (333 amino acids)
Biological process (GO): endoplasmic reticulum to Golgi vesicle-mediated transport; protein retention in ER lumen
Cellular component (GO): membrane; cis-Golgi network; endoplasmic reticulum
Molecular function (GO): ER lumen protein retrieval receptor activity
Source: RefSeq, a predicted model, not a curated record
CGUGCUGGACACGCGGCCACGGGAACAUCCCCAGCUUCUUGCGGCGCCUUGAGGUGGAUCCCGCUGUGACGGUGAACGGAGCUUCCCCCUUCGUUGAGACCAGAUAAGACGGAACCAUCGCUGAGCUUCACAACGACCACUUUUACCAUCUCUAUUGUUUCUAGCUAUAUAUAGCCCCGUUUCCAAGGGUCCUGUUGCAUCUGUCCUCUUAUUAUACCCAGGUUGCCUGGUGCACCUCUCUCAUAUCUAUCCACAACAUAAUCCGGGACGACAACCCAUAUACCCCCGACCGGGCCUUGCUGAUAAACGAAGCACGGUCCACAGUUAGUCACACUGUCUUUCGGUGACCUGCUCGAUAGCCUCAGCGGUGACAGUUGAGGCUUGUGAGGUAUCUCGGACUGUGAAGCUGGACGCCUAACCCUACUGGCCAGCUUUUAUAUACAAAAGCAAUCAUGGUGAACAUCAACAUGAACCUGUUCCGUGCCUUGGGCGACUUCUCCCACCUCGGGUCGAAAUGCGUCCUGAUAUGGGCCAUACAUCGGAACAAGAGCGCUGAAGGUGUUUCGCUCCUUACACAGAUGCUCUAUGCCUUGGUCUUCGUCACUCGAUACCUUGACCUCUUUCGAAAAGAGGCCUGGGGAUCUUUCUAUCUUGUUUUCUUCAAGAUUUUCUAUACUAUAACGUCGUUCUAUGUCAUCUUCUUGAUGAUGAAAGUCUUCCCUCGCACACGGGAGAAGGAGAGAGCAUGGAAAAUGGGCUUGAUCUCUGUUGGUCUGUCGCUUGUCCUGGCUCCUAUCUCCCUUGCCAUAUUCAAGGAGUACAAAUCUGGUCGGUGGUUCACUGAGACAUGCUGGGCUUUCUCUAUAAUCCUUGAAUCUGUCUGUGUCCUCCCCCAAUUGCUCCUCUUGCGCCAGACCACCGUCCCGACUGUCAUCGACUCGUACUACCUGCUUAUGCUGGGAUCAUACCGAGCAUUCUACAUUCUGAACUGGCUUGUGCGCGGACUGGGCGCCGAGGGCUUCUGGGAGCCGAUUGCCGACAUUUUCGGACUUGUUCAGACCGCUUUUUACAUCGACUUUGCUUGGGUCUACUACUCUCGCCAGCGUGUGAAGCUUCGUAACGGAGGGGUGGUUGACUCGGACGACUUCCGCCACAGCUGGCUUGUUAGCAAGGUGCUCAAUUUCAGACAGCGCAGGGUGGCGGAUGAGGAGCAGAUUUUGAAUGAUGAUGACUUUGAAGAAGAGAGGGUCAAUGGGGAGAGGCCAAAGAACAACCGAUGGGGCGCAAGAGGGAUUUCGGUCUCCGCCGAUGACACAUUGGAGGAUCAACGGCCUCGAACUCAUGGCUCGAGCCAUGAUAACAGCCUAGAAGGGUUCUCGGAUGAUGAGGAAGAUGACGUCCCGGUUUAUCAAGCGAAUAAGACCUCUUCUGGGGCCACUGGGAGCGGAGUUUGAAUUGAUUGGUUUUUUCUGGGCCAUAUAUAGAUUUCUCUGGUGCAGAUCUACGUCUCUGCUUACUCUCUCUUGGGUGCAAUUUGGUCUCUCGACCCUGCCUGCAUGUCAUCCUAUCUCCAAAGCGAACUGUUCAUCAUCUUUAGUGUCCCUUUCACGUCAACUAAUUUCCGCGAUUCCAAAUCCUUCUAGAAAGCGCAGUAGUGUCGAGCGACGACCGAUCAUCUAUACCUUGUUG